Pieris macdunnoughi is the source of this 642-nucleotide messenger RNA. NCBI's taxonomy places the organism in Eukaryota, Metazoa, Arthropoda, Insecta, Lepidoptera, Pieridae. The record is from the annotation of a GenBank genome assembly.
AUGUCUCAAAUGUUUGUGUCUCAACUGUCGAGUCUGUUGAUAGAUGCCAUACCAGCAAAAAUAAAACUAGAAGACACUCUUUCCUUUGUAUCGACUGGAAAUAGUUACAGAAGCCUCAGUCAUCUGUUUCGGUUGCCAAAAUCAUCUAUAUCGCAAAUCAUAUCCGAAGUUUGUCAAGAAAUAAAAAGGGCAUUAAAAGAUCACAUCAAGGUACCAAGUACGCCACACGAAUGGGAACAAAUCGAAAAAGGAUUUCGGAAUAAGUGGAACUUUCCCCUUUGCUACGGAGCGCUUGAUGGAAAGCAUAUUAACAUUACGGGCUCCAAGGAGUAUGGAAGUGUGAAUUUUAAUUAUAAAAAAGACAAUAGUAUUGUUUUAAUGGCACUUGUAGACCACGAUUAUUGUUUUACCUAUAUCAACGUAGGAGCAAAUGGAAGUGCAUCUGAUGGUGGUAUUUUAAAAAACUGUUCUAUCUAUAGUUUGAUUGAAGGUACAUGGAGAACGGAGGUACGCGCUUUAAACAGUAUCACACAUCAAGGCAGUAACCAUUCAUCGUCAAGUGCAAGAGAGAAAAGAACGCAGUAUACUAUUUUUUUUGUGAAUGAAGGAAAAGUACCAUGGCAAAAUAAUAUGAUUCAUUAA